Molecule: messenger RNA, 1347 nt
Organism: Cornus florida
Lineage: Eukaryota; Viridiplantae; Streptophyta; Magnoliopsida; Cornales; Cornaceae
Exons: 12
Coding region: 143-1174 (343 amino acids)
Cellular component (GO): chloroplast
Source: RefSeq, a predicted model, not a curated record
CUUAUCCUAUUUUUGCCCACACACCUCUUCUUACACGGACGUAUUCUCCCUCCCUUUUCCCCCUCUCUAUUUUUGCCCACACACCUCUCCUACACAGCACACAGGUUGCUGUCCUACUCCUCCUAGCUUGCACCGCUAAACGAUGGCAGGAGUAAUAAAUUUGGCAUCGUCUCUAAUUUUUCGGCCACUUUCAAGUCGGAUAGCGGCAAAGAAGAGUAGAGUGUUCUUUAUUACAUCAUCAGCGGAAUCUUCCAAAACGCCUCUCACUUCAACCUCUGACUCUGUAAGCACCAAAGAACAACCAAAAUCAGGGUUUUCUACUUCGUCUACCACCUUCUUCCCGCCGCCCAAUUUCGAGCCUCCACAGCCCAAGCGCUUUGCGGUGAGACCCGACAAGGUUUUUGACAUCUUGGGGGCUUCUCUUGCCAUCAUAUUUCGUUUCGGAACAGGUGUUUUUGUCUCUGGGUAUUCAGCAUCGUUUGUGCCCAAGAAUGAGGUUCCACCUGACCAGUAUGCACUUGAAAUUACUGGUUUCAAAUUAAAAGAGACUUCAAAAUUAGGUCCUCUCCCAGAGAAGCCUAUAGAGAUUUAUGAGUUUGAAAGCUGCCCAUUUUGUCGGAAGGUUAGGGAAAUUGUUGCUGUGUUGGAUCUUGACGUCCUUUAUUAUCCAUGCCCAAGAAAUGGUCCAAAUUUCCGUCCAAAGGUUGCACAGAUGGGAGGAAAACAACAGUUUCCCUACAUGGUGGAUCCAAACACAGGAGUUGCAAUGUAUGAAUCUGAUGGCAUAAUUAAGUAUUUGGUUGGGAAAUAUGGUGAUGGAAAUGUUCCUUUUAUGUUGUCACUUGGUCUUCUAACGACUUUGACUGAAGGUUUUGCUAUGAUUGGUCGCAUGGGAAAGGGGUCUUCCUACAUUGCAUCAAAAUUGCCACCUAAACCUCUUGAAAUAUGGGCAUAUGAGGCUUCCCCAUUUUGCAAAGUUGUGCGUGAAGUACUUGUAGAAUUAGAGCUACCACACUUGCUUCAUAGUUGUGCUCGCGGCAGCCCAAAACGACAGAUAUUGUAUCAGAAAGCUGGACUUUUUCAGGUGCCUUAUUUGGAAGAUCCAAAUACCGGGGUUCAAUUGUUUGAGAGCGCAGAAAUAGUUGAUUAUUUAAGAGCAACUUACAUUCUUUAGGUGAGGCUGCUCAAAACUAGAUGAUUGUUGAAGCAUAUAGUCAUUCCAGUGCAAUGACUUCUAUUAGUUCAAAUAUAACUUUCAUUAUAUCCUUCAUGUACUAAUGAUUAUUGGUGUAAUGUGUUAUUUGUCAGAAAAAAUAAAAUUUCUUUCAUUGGUUUGUUUUCCAUCAA